Molecule: messenger RNA, 1256 nt
Organism: Paramacrobiotus metropolitanus
Lineage: Eukaryota; Metazoa; Tardigrada; Eutardigrada; Parachela; Macrobiotidae
Exons: 3
Coding region: 184-939 (251 amino acids)
Source: RefSeq, a predicted model, not a curated record
UCAUGCAGGUCGACUUUGGAAUAAAUCAAAUCAAACCGAUCGAAACAGAAAUUUUGCGAUCGACAUUUUUUAUCGCAUACCGGCAGCAUAAAAACAUUGUUCGCUUUAACUUAAACCAGCAUCUACCACACUGGACUGCUCUGCCAUUCUGUAGUUGAUCUUUUCCCGCCCCCAGACAACAAGAUGAAAUUUAUUGUGGUGACGUUGCUGGCCGUUGCCGGGUACGGUGCCGCCAAUCCACUUGGGAUCAGGUCCUGCGAUCUCUCUUUUAUCCCCUGCACGACGCCUAUGAUCAUGUUUAUUAUGGGACCGGAAGGUCAACAAUUGGCCCAACUCAAAGACGGACUGGGUAUCACGGAGCAGCAUUUGAAAAGCAUCUGCAGAGUCGGUAAGGAAAUGCUGACCUGUGCCAACACCGCCAUCGGCGAAUGUGUGCCGCGUGAUGCCCUCGAUGUACACGAGCUUGGUGUGGCUCUGGUGAAACUGAUGGAAGUAUGCGACCGUCCGGAUCUGUACAAUAAAACCCGCACUUUAAUGCAGUGCGGCAAGACGCUCAACCAGACCGGUGGCUCGAAAACCCGCGCUUGCGGCAACCGCGCCGUUCGCUUGUACAACGAACAAGCGAGGACGACCCCGCAGAGCGGGGAUGGGCUGGCCGAGUGGCGCAACGGAACGAUCAUGAAGGACAUAUGCUGUAACAUUAAAUCCACCAAAGCUUGUAGUGGAACGGAAGUGGUUGACAAGUGUGGACGUGAAGCCCAGCAGAUUGUGGACGAUGUCCUUGAUGCCGUAGUGGAGGCAUUGAAGUGCAACGGUCCGCGCGGUGAGAACUGUCCAGUUCUGGCGCCGCCAACAGCGGAGGAUGAAGCGCUGGAUGUGAAAAAUAUGGUCCAUGUAUUUCCCAUACCGGGUACUGGCGGACCCGGUGGACCCAUGUAACGCGCUUCGCCCACAAACAUCGACAGGACGUUUAACCUGUAUCUGUAAUGUUGCUAUAAACAUUCCAACUUGUGUAAAAUAUGCUUCAGUUGGAAGAUUUCACCAAUGCGAUACAACCCGCUUUAUACCCAUGUUGUUUUAUAAAACGCUGAUAAUACAGAGUAUUUUGUAGCUUUGCCCGGAUCUGUCUAGUGAAAAUGAAUAAUUUUUGAAAGUUUUGCAGUAUACGGCAGUUCCUUGUACAGUACCUUAACUUUAUUUGCAGCACUAAAAUCGUUCCGGUAGUGGUCGGUGCGGUACCAUUGUAUUAAAAUGUC